CAGCAAUACAACAGCAUAAAAGAGAAUAACCAAAGAAGAAGAUACAGAUAAAGAAAGAAGAUGUCUAUUUAAUUGUGUGUCGCGAGUUCCUGGCACGGUGCCGCUGAUGUUUAUAACCAGCAGUCGAGUGUGUCAAGAUCAUUUAUCAACACCUUAUUCAAUAACUUCAACUAGUAAUUCAUAUAAAUUUAAAAUGAAUAAAAAAUUAUUUACUGUUAAAAUUAUUUGCUUUUUAAUAACUAUAUUUAUAUUUAGUAGUGUUGCUAGUGGUGAUGAUGAUAAAAGUAAUAAUAAUUUUAAUGAAUUUAAGAGAAAAAAAAAACAAUUAUCAACGUUAUCUUCUCCUUUAUUAAUGAAAUUAAAAAAUGAUCGUUAUAUUGAAUUGAAAGAUCCGCCAAUUUUACGUGUUACACCUAUAUCACUUUUUGAUUUAGAUUAUAAAUCAAGUCAGGAAGAACUUUAUGAAGAAAUGGAUGAGUUACUAAAGUUAAAACGUAAAUUAAAUUCGGAGGAUGAAAAUUAUAAAAAUAAAAAUUUUAAUAUUAAAAGAGGUGAUAUGGAUCCUACGGUUGAUUAUUCAGUGGUGCUGGAGGAUAAAAUUGAUGAUAAAGUUCCAGUGAGAGGUGACAUUGUUACUCGUAAUAAAAGAUCUCAUCAUCAAUAUCAUAAUAAUAAAAAUAAUGAUGAUUAUGAAUAUUAUGGUGAUAAUUAUGAUAACGAUCAACUUUGGGGAUUUGAUGAAGAUGAUGGUAUUGAUUUAAUUGAUCAAGAGUAUAAUGAUAAUUAUUAUCAGGAUAAUAAAAAUGAUAAUAAUUUUGUGAACGAAUUUAAAAAUAAAGUAACAUCACUGGAAUCGAAUAAAAAAAUAAAUAUAAAUAAUAAUAGACAGGAAGAAUUAGAAAAAAAAUUGCAGGAUUAUAUUGCUCGUAAUCGUCCAAUAGUAAUAAAUAAUCGAAAAAAUAAUAAGGAUAAUUAUCAAGAGAUGAUUAAAAAAUUAAAUGAAAUUCCUGUAUCAGCAAGAAUAAUAAUAGACAAAAAUAAAAAUUCAUUAUCAUCACCGUCAUUUGAAACAAGAAAUAAUUUUGAAAGGGAUGUUGAUUUUCCUGUAAUAAAUCCGAAUCGCAAAGGAAUCCAAGUACCGAAUUUUCCAGUUGUCUCAUCAAGACCAUUGUCAUCAUCAUCAAUUUCAGCGCAACCAGGACCUUGUAUUUGGGCAAUUGUACAGUGUUGUCCUAGUUUAUCUUCCUCCUCCACAUCCAAGGAUAAUGUUGUUGAUCAUCGAGUGAUCAAGUGUUUCGAGUACAUGGCUUGUCCAGGUGUUGUAAAUUGGAACAACCCCAGCCCGUGUCAAGGAUCUAUUGCUAAUGCUGCCAGAGCUGAGGUUCUCAAAUACUACUCUUAUCGUUCCUAAUAUUUUUUUUCUAAUAUUAUAUUCUAUAUAGAUUUUUAACAUCCUAUAUUCUACAUAUAAUAUAUUUUUAUUAACUCUAUUAUUGAUUUUUAAAUAUUUUUUUUU
Molecule: messenger RNA, 1516 nt
Organism: Microplitis mediator
Lineage: Eukaryota; Metazoa; Arthropoda; Insecta; Hymenoptera; Braconidae
Product: MATH and LRR domain-containing protein PFE0570w-like
Exons: 2
Coding region: 107-1411 (434 amino acids)
Source: RefSeq, a predicted model, not a curated record